This is a messenger RNA of Owenia fusiformis, 1842 nucleotides long. The record is from the annotation of a GenBank genome assembly. Lineage: Eukaryota; Metazoa; Annelida; Polychaeta; Sabellida; Oweniidae.
CUGUAAUAUCGCAUGUUUAUUUUGAGUUUCCGACAUACUGUAGGGUUUAACCCAAACCACACGAGCUACCUAGAUGGAACCCAGAAAACGGAUUUGGGGUGUCCAUUUCCAAUUGCGCAUGCGCAUUCCUUUGAAAAGUCCCUCGUGAAACAUGGCUUCCACUGCAAAAAUCGCCAAAACUGACGAUAAAAACGGCCACAGUAACGCAGAUGAUCAAGCAGACAAAGAGCACCAAGAGGCUAUAGAACAGAUAGACGAGGUACAAAAUGAAAUUGACAGAUUGAAUGAGCAGGCGAGUGAAGAGAUACUUAGAGUGGAACAGAAAUAUAACAAAUUACGGCAACCACAUUUUGGGAAGCGAUCAGACCUUAUAGCCAAAAUACCUAACUUUUGGGUAACAGCUUUUGUUAACCACCCUCAAGUGUCUGCAUUACUAAAUGAAGAAGAUGAGGAAGCAUUGCAGUUCCUGCAAAAAGUUGAAGUUCAAGAAUUUGAAGACAUCAAAUCAGGCUACACAAUAAACUUCACAUUUGAUAAAAUAAACCCAUAUUUUGACAAUGAGGUUAUCUCUAAGGAGUUCCACUUAAAUGACACUGGUGAACCAUCAUCUAAAUCAACACCUAUCAACUGGAAAUCAGGAAAGGAUCUAACUCAGAAAACAGCAACACCGAGUAAAGGAAAGAAACGAACCCAUGAUGAACAAGAAUCAUUUUUCUGUUGGUUCACUGAUCAUGGAGAUGCUGGAGCAGAUGAGCUUGGUGAAGUUAUCAAAGAUGACAUCUGGCCCAACCCAUUACAAUACUACCUGGCUUCAGAAAUUGAUGAGGAAGUUGGAGAUGGAGAAGACGAUGACCUUGAUGAUGAGGACAUUGAAGACGAGGAAGAUGAAGAUGAAGUUGAUGAGGAUGAAGAAGGAGAGGAGGAGGGAGAGGGAGAUGAGGAUGAAGAAGGGGAGGAGGAUAGUUAAAUUCAUUGCUAUGACAACCGUAACAUUCCCAGCAACAACAGUGGUAGCUAUAGCAACCGUCACCAUAUUCACACCUGAUGUCACAUGACAACUCUGCCCUUGUACUAUAGGAUAAUGUUAAAUAGUAUCUCAAUGCAGGAAGCUUGGCAAACAGUUAUGUCCAGCUAAAGUGUUAAAUGACUUGAUCUCAAUUCUGCUGGGGGCAUUAACACAUUGUGGUUCAGAAAUUCGCAUGACCGAUCUGGAUUGAAAUGUUAUGUUGCAGAUGUUGUCAUGGCGACUCAAAAUUUUGCCUCGCUUGUGACCGAUUAUAAAUUGGCGAAAUGUACCAAAUUGGACUGUUCACGAUAUGGUGUUGUGAAUGUUUCAUUGAAUAGCAAAUCCACCGAGUGACCUCAAAGAUGAUUGGUAGAGGGUACAUACUUUGCAUUAUAGAUAAAUUCUAUUUUUGUACACUAUAAUCGCUUAUAAGAGAACAUAAUCGGUCAGAUUCGAGGCAGUGGCGGAUUAGUUAAGCUCUUUUACAUUACACCAUUUUCUAGUUGUCCAUUCAGUGUUAUAUAAAGCUGCCAUAGUGUACACAGACAGUGUAGCAUUCAGGUUGUCAUAUGAGAAUGAAAUAACAGAUGUCCACCAAGACAGGGACUAAUUUUGUAUAGAAUGUGUAUAGAAGCAGUUUUGUGACAAACUGAUAUUAUAUGUAGAGACUACUGUACAGUUAAAUCCCACAGAUAAGCAUGUCUUAUAAGAAAAAAUUGAAGUUGAAAUGUUUGUGUUAUUUUUACUCAUAUUGUAUGUCAUUGGUGUGAACAUCUUUCAGCUCACAUUAAAUCACUCUGAAAGAUCAUCUAUCUAUUUUCACCUCAUCAUACUUC